GCGCUCCGGGCCGCCCUGGCCUCCGCCCCUUCUCCUCCCAACUCUUUCUUCCACGAGUUGCAGGUUUUGUAACCGCAAGAAAGACCGGAAGGUGCUGAGAAAUGGCUGGUGACUUGAUUUGGCUUGCUGCAGUCUCCCUUAUGUCUGCCUGCCAGCAAUGUCACUUUGCUUGGCUUGUGGGAAGAUCAAGAGUAAAACACAAAAUCAUGCCACCAGCUGUCUCUGGGCCACCAGAAUUUGAAAGGACAUUUCGUGCUCAGCAGAAUUGUGUGGAAUCUUACCCUAUCUUCCUAGUGACCUUGUGGAUUGCUGGCUGGUUUUUCAAUCAAGAAAUAGCUGCAAUAGGUGGUCUGAUAUAUAUGUUUGCACGUCAUAAAUACUUCCAUGGCUAUGCAGAGUCUGCGAAAGGAAGGUUAAAAGGCUUUUAUUUGAAUCUGGUAGUUUUGAUGUUCCUGAUUGCCUUGGGCACAACAGGGAUUGUGAAUAGUUUUCUGUAUGAAUAUUUGGACUUCAAUAUAGGAAAGAAAUUGCGUAAACUGAUCUAAAGAUUCUUCUUAUGCAUAAAUCAGGAAGAUGCUUCUCCUGGAUAUAAAAGAGGAAGAUAAGCCAUAUGGGUUAAAUUGCAAACAGUCUGAUUUCUUCACUAGCAUUCACCUGCAAUGCAAAAUGUAUGACCUUCCUGAAAUUUUGUUUACUUUCAUGCAUGCUGAAACAUUCUGUCAGAUUGACAGAGACUAUUUAAAAUGCAUUUAUUUUUUGAAACUCCUGUUCAAUACCCUGCACAACAGUUGUGCAGUGUAUACUAGUCUCAUUGAGCUUGGCUAAUGUCCUGGAUCCUUCAUUUUUGCUUUUAAUUUAGAAUAUUGAUUUGGAAUGUCUGUAAUACCUAUUCAGGCUGGGAGGGGAAAGUUUAGAGAAGAGGGAACAACUGCAGAGGAGCCAAUGCCAUUGCAGUAAUUGUGAACCAUGCAGAUCGGUCAGAGAGUUUUCGUUGUCCUAGGCCUGUUCAAACUUUUUCUCAUACAUUGAGUGCAAUCAUAUAUAAUCAUGAAAAGUUUACAAGGA
Messenger RNA from Heteronotia binoei (common prickly gecko), 1065 nucleotides. It is a transcript of the gene MGST2, whose product is annotated as microsomal glutathione S-transferase 2. Gene Ontology annotation, biological process: leukotriene biosynthetic process. Gene Ontology annotation, molecular function: glutathione transferase activity; enzyme activator activity; glutathione peroxidase activity. The record is from RefSeq and is a predicted model, not a curated record. NCBI's taxonomy places the organism in Eukaryota, Metazoa, Chordata, Lepidosauria, Squamata, Gekkonidae. The transcript is spliced from 5 exons. Bases 102 to 545 code for a protein of 147 amino acids. Gene Ontology annotation, cellular component: nuclear envelope; endoplasmic reticulum; membrane.